Monodelphis domestica (gray short-tailed opossum) is the source of this 7393-nucleotide messenger RNA. RefSeq names its product rotatin (gene RTTN). Gene Ontology annotation, biological process: centriole replication; ciliary basal body organization; centriole-centriole cohesion. Gene Ontology annotation, cellular component: centriole; ciliary basal body; centrosome. The record is from RefSeq and is a predicted model, not a curated record. NCBI's taxonomy places the organism in Eukaryota, Metazoa, Chordata, Mammalia, Didelphimorphia, Didelphidae.
AGACAUAUUCAGAAAAAGACUACAACUCCCAAAGUGCACUGCUCCUGAAAGGGGUUCCUUCCUUCGGCACUUUUCUAAUCCUUCCUUCCCUCCUACUAUGUUGUCCACUUCUGAGUAACUGCAUUGUACCCAUUACCAGAGCUUGGCUCAGGAUCUUCGGCGCUUGUUUCUUUCCCAGGAGCUGAUUCCAACCUAGGGACCGGCGCGGUUUCCGCGGGGACAACAAUUGCGAACGGACAAACGCGGUGGCGCGGAGGUUGAAUACUGAGUUGGCGGAGAUUGUGACUGCGAGUUUCGGAGCCUAGGGAUGGCUUUGUUGGGGCUAAUCAAGAAGUUGGGUCAUCCUCUGGCUGAGAUAAGGGAGAGGGCGCUUAAGAGUAUUCUGUGCAAAGUGGAACACAAUUUGAUUUCUUGUGUUGAACUCGUACAGGAGAAACUUCUUUUUAUUUAUUUACUGGAAUGGUUCAAUUUUCCUACCGUUCCCAUGAAAGAAGAGGUUCUGAACCUACUCAGCAAUUUGGUUAAGCAUCCGUCAGCAGUUCAACAUUUGUUUGAUAUCGGUGCAUAUGAGUUUUUUUCCAUGCUUCGACCUAAUGUGGAUCCAGAUUUGCAGGCUGAAAUUGAUGGCAUUAUGGAUGGCCUGUUUAUCCUUCCUUCAAAUGAUUCUUCUCUGUUUCAUCAUUCUACAUCUCCAUUUUUCCAAACCAAGCCAUUUGUAUGUGGACCCAAAACUGCUUUACCAGAAGAAAAUGAAAUUAAACCUGGAUAUUUUCCCCAGGUUGCAAAUAAUCUCCAGCAGAUGGAAGGCCAGACAGGAUCACUGAUAAAUCAAACUGUGAAAUGCUUGAAGUUUUCUACAUUUCCUUGGUUGCCGCUCACUGCAACAGAUAGACAUGUUCUUUCCUCUAAUGAAAGUUCUUUAAGAAGUAAUAACUUCACUUUAGUCUGGAAUACCUGUGAACUGUUGGAAGAUGUUAUCAUGCAAGAUUUUCCUCCUGAGAUUUUCCUUCAUCGGCCAAAGAUUAUUCAGAAUUUAUUAUCUCUGAUGAAUCUGGCAUUUGGAAGAGAUGGGCAGCCUCGCUUAGCAUUAAAAGCAGUGUCAUGUUUGCAACAAUUGUGCCUAUAUUUGAGAAACAGACUUAACUUUCACAGAGAUCCAGGAUUUUUCUCCUUUAAACAAGACACAUUUUCCCAGAAUUCUUCCUUGUCCUAUAGCCGUGAAACAAGAGGUGCCCAUCAUUCUCAGAAUAUUUCCUCAGGAAGCAGUAGCCCUCGACCUUCAGUGGUUGGACACAUAGGCUUGCGUCCCAGAGGAGAUGGCCAGGAUUGGGAUGCGGUAUCUUCCAGUGAAAGUAGUGCAGUUCCUAGACCGUCCAUCCAUUCACCUUUGGAUAUGAUACAGACUGAUCUUCGAGAGCUAGAAAUUGAGGACACCCUGGAGUUACAGUUCCAGCAACUUAGUCUUCCUCAGUUCUGCGUCCUUGUUUUGGAAACAGCAGUCCCUCUCUUAAGAACAAACAAUACACAGAUAAUAGUGCAAGUUCUGGAAUUGCUUGCAGAAGUUGGAAUACUUAUUGGAGAUGCAUUAUCUGAAGAUAUCUGGGAUGACAACAGCCUCUUUGCUUUAGACUUGAAACUAAAGCUAAUUGUAGUCAUGGAUUUGCUUGGAAAAAUCAUCUCCUACCACAAAAACAGUAUCAGUUCUGAACAGUCAGAUACAGUGAUGUUUGUGCACCAUAAAAUGGCCUUUGUCAGUAUCUCACUUUUUACUGUUAGACUGUUGCAAACACUUCUUCCUUUAGAAAAGGCAAACCAGUUUUUACCAGAAAGCUUGAUGACUUCAUUGUUCCUUAUUUCUAUGGAAAUGCCUCUGUCCUUGGAAUAUCCAAAUAUUCAUGAGGCUGUUAUUGCCUAUUUGGAGCAACUGAAUUCUGAAAACUAUACUAUUUACAAAGGAACUGCAGAAAUAGUUUAUUCACUUGAUUGCAGCGGUAACUUCAUGACUGAUAUUGAGAAAGAGGAAGAGAAAAAUCCCACUGAGUUAGUAGAGAUGGCAAACCAAGCUUUAUCUAGCCUUUCUUAUCAUCAGCACUCUCCAUUAAUAAAGAAGAUCAUCUGUCUGUGUUCAAACAUAUGGAAAUCUGAACAGACUAGCCCAUUACUACAGGAAGAAAUUCAAAAGGUGUUUCUACAUCUUUUGUCAUAUCCUUUGCUGCCUGUAAAAGCUGAGAGUUAUCGCUACUGUCUGGAAAUUGUUCAGCAUUGUUUAGGCAUCAACACUGUGGCAGCCUCAGGGUGUUCAGUUUGUGAUGAAGUUAAUUUUCUACUUCAUCCAAAAGUUCUAUAUGAAAUGUGCACAUUUGGUCUUCAAGAAUCCAAAGAAGAGGUGAACUCUGUUGUCAAGACUGUUCUGACGUAUUUGCUUCAGGGACGAUUGAUUAUGACAACAAUGACCUGGAACAAAUUUAUUGAGUCUCUUUGCCCUGUUGUUCCAAUUCUACAGGGUUAUGCUGACACAGAAGAAUCUUUUGGAAAAUGUAUCCUCAUGCUAAGUGAAACAAAUUCUGAGGGAGAAGGGAUCCUUCCAGAAACUUCCAGAUUAAAGUCUAUAUUUCGACUUUUGCUAUUGAAAAAAAAAUCGUUACGGGACAUGGCGUCAAAGCUUUUAGCAUUUCAACUAAUAAAUGAAGAAGGGAGAAGCACAAAACGCCCUUUCAUAGAUGCUAACGUUCUCUCUAAAGUCACCAACUUGUUUAUUGUGGAAAAACCUAUUGAUCUCAAAUUAGAUGACAUAAAACAACCAAUUAUCAAGGUGGAGGCUGUUGAAAAAUUGUAUGAAGUCUUUACAUCAGAUGUUGAUCUGCCUUUGAGGAAGUCAGCUUUAGAUCAAUUAGUUAUAAUUUUUCAAGAUAUCAAAAUGCAUAAUGUGUUGAACAAGAUGGAUUUAAUUGACAGUAUGUUUUCUGUUUUAAAUAAAUGUGUAAGAGAAGAUGGUCAGGAAGUGGAAUGUAUGAUAUUACCGUGCCUUACUAUCAUAAGAAAACUUCUGACUGCUGAUUCAGUUAAACGUCUGUCUCUUUCACAGGAGACCUCUGCCUUCUUCCUGUUAUUCAGAGUUGCCUUGAUAUUCCAAAAGGAUUCUGCCAUUGUGACUGAAGUGGCAGUAUUAUUCUGUCUUCUUCUGUUUGAUGAAGUAUCACGAAUGGACAUAUGGUCAGAUAAUAUAUCCAGUAUAUCAACUGUAACUCCAACCUUUAGCUUACCAGUGUCAGUGAUUAGGCGGUAUCAUCUACCAGUGCAUGUCUCUGGUCACCAUGCUAUCAGCCCUCACUACAUGGUUUUGCCACUGACUUCUGAUUGCUUGACCUUAGAGCCUGUGGCAGAUAUGCUGAGAAUAGCUUGGAACCUAUCACAGUGCCAUGGAAUUGAUAACCUGCUGAAAAGGAUAAACUCUGAAAAUGACACUCAAGAAAUUUUAGACUCAUUGAAGUUAUCCACAGUGGACAUCCUUACACUAAAGCUUACACACACAUAUAGUGGAUUGGAAGAUUGUCUUUCUUCUAUUACUCAAGCUGAAGACCAUGAGGGAGUCAAAGUUGCUGUCACUAGAAUGAGAUUAUACCUUCUUAAUGAUAGACUUUCUUUCAAAGGUGUUGAUGGCCCUUGUGGGUCUGUCUUAAAGACUUCAGCUUGGCAACAAGAAUUAAACAGGUUUCUUCAAGUACUUCCUGCUUGCCUUGAAGAUGAGAAGCUACUGGCUGAUAUCAUGUGUUUUAUGAAUAAAUUAUUGAAGGAACACAGGAAUGGUCCAGUUAUAGAGUUUUUAGAUUGGAUUCUGGAAAUACUUCUUAAACAUAAUCCAAAUCCAUUCUUAGAGCUUCUUGGGCAGUCAGAAACCCAAGAGCACGAAGAAGCAGCUAAUACCCAGACCACUGUCAGACAGCAACUACAAAAGGAACUGAUGACUUUCUUCAAUAUGUUACUCCUCAUAUUCAUGGAUGUGACAGAUAGGAAGUCCUUGGAACUUAUUUACGCUUUCAAGACACAGCUGGCUCUGAAACUGCUACGAUGCCUGAGAGUAACAGAUGCACCUCAUUUUUAUGGACUGCCUUCCCUGGAGAGAACAUUACAAGGGAUGGUUCAUAUCACAGCAGUCCCAGGAUGGAGUUCUCAUUCUACCGUAACUGAGCCAUUCUCAGUUUGUACAAAAUACUUGUCAGGUCUUCUUGAGGUCAUUUCUUCCUUUUAUGUGGAGCGGGGAGGAACUACUCUGUCUUUCAUGGGGAAGGGUGUCACGAAGAGCACAGUUCUUUGCUUGUUACAUUUGUCCCAUGAGAUGAUGAAUCAGGCCAAUAUCUUGGAUUGGAUUUCAAUGUGGUCCUUGCCUUAUGAUAGUAACACUGAGGAACAGCAUCUUACUCAACAGGGACUAGCUUGGUUAAUUCCAUUAUGGGUUGAUAGAGACCCAGAGGUGAGGUUCACAUCCCUGGCAAUAGGAGCAACUCUAACUUCUGAUAAAGUUGGAUGUCUUGCUUUAGCCGAAAGUUGUCAAAACAUUUCUGGUGGACUCUGGGCUACCGUUGUGAAUAUACUUCUGGAUCAUUCAGAAUGUAGUAUGGUUCGCAGAGAGGCUGCAUUUAUUCUUCAGAACUUAUUAGUGAUUCCAUUGCCUACAGAUGAUAACCAUGAUUAUUCUUGGCAUGGCCCUAUUGUACAUGACAUGGAGUAUGGCCUAUCUUUGGUAGGCAAACCUGCCCUUCAAGCCCUAUUAUAUCACAGCAACUUUUAUGAACAUGUGAAUCAGAUGGCGAAACAUUGUUACCUGGAGCGAUACAUGUUUGACAUGAAUUGUUAUGCAUCUCACAACAUCCCAGCAAGGAAGAAUAUAAAUGAUUUUGAUGACUCAGUCCAUUUUGGGAGAGAACAGCUUAGUCCAACAAACCAAGCUCACGGUUCAAGUUCUCCUUCAACAGUAGAAACAGUGGUUUCCUUAGUGCCAUCUUCAUCAGGGAAUGUCGAUGUUCCACCAAAUAUGACUCCAGCAAAUGCUAUUAUUCCUGAAUUGAAAGAUCGACUUAUGGCUCAAGGUCAAAGUGAUACCACAACAACAUCAACUUCUAUUCAUCACGAUUCUCCCCUCUCUACUCCUUUGUCCAAAGAGUACAUUGUUGUAUCUCCUCCUCUUCUUUCAGCUAUGUGCAGCCUUUUGAAUAACCUACUGAUAGUUGUUCCAAAGAACACCAUAACUGCAUUUUAUAAGACUAGCAUCCUAAAGGCUUUCUGUAGUGCUUUGAAUGUUACUUUGUUGGAGAAAUGCAUUCAAGAGCUCAGCAUUCCCUUGUCUUUCUCAAGUCCUGUUGAACAUGCUAAAGCUCAGGUUUCAUUCCUACUGGAGUAUUUGUGUUCUCUGUCUAGACUUCUAUCAUCAUGUUUAUUGAUAGACCCCAGCCCUGUGAACCAGGAUGAGCUGCUAAGACCACUGCUGGAAAAGUUCUUCACAGUCCUUACCAUAUGCACCAAAGAUGACUUGGAUACUGAAUUAAGACAUACAUUUUACCAAUCAUGGACAGACAUAUUUAACUUCCUGGCUUUGUUAUUGAGGAAAACUAGCCAGACCUCCCUUCCAUUCGUAACAGAAGCUCUGGCAAAGGAUUGGCCAGCUAUCAUUGAUACAGUUUGCAAAUGUGUGGGGUUUUCUGCCACAAACUCUAACCUCUAUACUGCCUGCAUGCAAUUCCUUUGCAUUCUCCUGACUGAAGAAGGGAAGAGAUAUCUACCAGAAAAACAAAAUUCAAACCAUAGUCCUACAGUGGCUUCACUUCUUGAUGCAGAUGAUGGAAAUAAGGAAUCUAUAGAACGACUUUUUAAAAUUAUUCUUGAGAGUUAUGAAAAACAGUCCUCCAAGGAUACACUGAAAAGAUUUGCUACCAGUUCUUUGCUGUCACUUCUGGCUGUCAGUAAAAGAGCUCAGAAAUACGCCUGGAAUGCUGGCCUCAUAGAGAGCUGCAUAGAGCAGAUGAAACACAUUCAUGCACAACUCAACUUAGAUUCUCUGAAGCCUAGGAAAAGGGGGCCAAAAAAAAAGGAAAAUGGUUUUAGGAAGGAACUAAAUAUUGCCAUGCAGAUGCUAAGAAAUUGCCUUUAUCAAAAUAAGGAAUAUAAAGCAGCAGCACUUCGAGCACAUUUUGUUCCUCUAAUACAUGCUUUUUGGCCAUGGUUUCUGCUGGAUGAUUCAUUGAUGAAGGUAGUCCUACAGCUGCUUUGUGUCUAUACUGCAAAUUUUCCAGCAGGUUGUACUUCUCUUUGUGGGGCAAGUUCUGUGCAGUAUCCUGGUCAGCCCAUAUUUAGAGGAACACCACGUAACUCUUUGAUGCUUUGUAUCUUAAAAUGGGCUUCACAUUUGACUUCUGAGAAUCCCACAAUUCAGCAGUUGGCUUUUACACUUCUUGCAAAUGUUGCUUUAUCACAUGACUGUAAAGGAGUUAUUCAAAAGAGUAAUUUCUUACAGAACUUUUUAUCUCUGACGUUGCCAAAAGGAGAAAAUAAACGUCUUCCUGAUCUUGCCAUUCUUUGGUUGAAGUUCCUAUUGAAUAUUUCCUCUGAAGAAGAAGGACAACAAAUGAUUUUGAAACUUGGCUGUUCAGAUUUACUUGUUGAGAUGAGCAAAUACAAACAUAAAACCAGUCCCAAUUUACCUCUUCUUAUUCUCCAUAAUAUUUGCUUUAGUCCUACAAAUAAACCCAAGAUACUAGCUCAUGAUAAUAUUAUUUCUUUGCUGUCUACUUGUCUGGAAAGUGACAACAGAAAUGUUCAGAGAAUUGGAGCAGCUGCACUUUGGGCUCUUAUUUACAAUAAUCACAAGGCAAAAGCAACUUUGAAAACUCCAUCUAUAAUAAGAAAAGUGGAUAAAGCCUAUGCUUCAGCAAAAAAAACUAUCUCAGAACCUGAAGCAAACUCAUUAAAUGUCUAUUACAUCAAAUGUCUGGAGAAUCUAAUGCACCUCCUUUUCAUGUGAUUGUCCUAUAUGCCUCCAUUUUGAUGCUGACAUUGAGGUUUAGGAAAGCUUGGUUCAAAGAAAUACUGUGCACUUUCAUGUUUUUGUAUACUUUGUAUCCAAAACAUACAAAGCCUUUUGGAAGGUAAUGUUGACUUGAUACCAAACAGGAAACAGAUCUUAUGAUAGUCAAAGCUCUCCUAUAAUAUGAUGGACCGGAGAUGGCAUCUGACAAGAUUAUGGAAAAAUAAAAACAUGGAAAAACUGGAAUAUAUUUUACUUUUUUAUAUAAAAUACUUUGUAAAAUUAUAUUUAUUACUUAUUUAUCAAAAUAAAAUAUUUGGGAAAUUCUUAACUGAUUGAAAUCAUAAUGUACUUGUUAAACUUUUAUAAGAUUUC